Molecule: messenger RNA, 3660 nt
Organism: Pipistrellus nathusii (Nathusius's pipistrelle)
Lineage: Eukaryota; Metazoa; Chordata; Mammalia; Chiroptera; Vespertilionidae
Source: the annotation of a GenBank genome assembly
AUGUUCGCCAAGAAGAAACCGGGCGCCGCGCCGUUCGGAGCUAUGCCUGUCCCCGACCAGCCUUCGUCAGCCUCAGAGAAAACCAGCUCCCUGAGUCCUGGCCUAACCACCUCCAACGGGGAUGGCUCAGAAACAGAAACCACCUCUGCCAUUCUUGCCUCAGUCAAAGAACAGGAAUUACAGUUUGAAAGACUGACUCGAGAGCUGGAGGCAGAACGCCAGAUCGUAGCCAGCCAGCUGGAGCGAUGCAAGCUGGGGUCGGAGACAGGCAGCAUGAGCAGCAUCAGUUCAGCAGAAGAGCAGUUUCACUGGCAGUCACAAGAUGGUCAAAAAGAUAUCGAAGACGAACUCACAACAGGUCUGGAGCUGGUGGACUCCUGUAUUAGAUCGCUACAGGAAUCUGGAAUACUUGACCCACAGGAUUAUUCCACAAGUGAAAGGCCCAGCCUGCUCUCCCAGAGUGCACUUCAGCUCAAUUCCAAACCUGAAGGGUCCUUCCAGUUUCCAGCCAGCUACCAUAGCAACCAGACCCUGGCCCUGGGUGAGACAGCCCCAUCGCUCCCCGCCCGCAGCACACAAGCCCGAGGUGCUGGCCAGAGCUUCAGCCAGGGCGCCACGAGCCGCGCGGGGCACCUGCCGGGGCCCGAGCCCGCGCCGCCGCCGCCGCCGCCGCCGCCGCGGGAGCCGUUCGCGCCCAGCCUGGGCAGCGCCUUCCACCUGCCGGACGCGCCCGCCGCGCUCUACUACUCCAGCUCCACGCUGCCCGCGCCGCCGCGCGGCGGCUCCCCGCUGGCCGGCCCGGGCGGCUCGCCCACCAAGCUGCAGCGCGGCGGCUCGGCCCCCGAGGGCGCCGCCUACGCCGCGCCGCGCGGCUCCUCGCCCAAGCAGUCGCCCAGCCGCCUGGCCAAGUCCUACAGCACCAGCUCGCCCAUCAACAUCGUCGUGUCCUCGGCCGGCCUGUCCCCGAUCCGCGUGACCUCGCCCCCCACCGUGCAGUCCACCAUCUCCUCCUCGCCCAUCCACCAGCUGAGCUCCACCAUCGGCACCUACGCCACCCUGUCGCCCACCAAGCGCCUGGUCCACGCGGCCGACCAGUACAGCAAGCACUCGCAGGAGCUGUAUGCCACCGCCACCCUCCAGAGGCCGGGCAGCCUGGCAGCCGGGUCCCGGGCCUCGUAUAGCAGCCAGCACGGCCAUCUGGGCCCGGAGCUGCGGGCCCUGCAGUCCCCAGAGCACCACAUAGACCCCAUCUAUGAAGACCGUGUCUAUCAGAAGCCCCCUAUGAGGAGUCUCAGCCAGAGCCAGGGGGACCCUCUGCCGCCAGCACACUCCAGCACCUACCGCACGAGCACAGCCCCAUCUUCCCCUGGUGUCGACUCCGUCCCCUUGCAGCGCACAGGCAGCCAGCAUGGCCCACCGAAUGCCGCCACGGCCACCUUCCAGCGGGCCAGCUACGCCGCCGGCCCAGCCUCCAACUACGCCGACCCCUACCGACAGCUGCAGUAUUGUCCCUCUGUUGAGUCUCCAUACAGCAAAUCCGGCCCUACCCUCCCGCCUGAAGGCACCUUGGCCAGAUCCCCGUCCAUUGAUAGCAUUCAGAAAGAUCCCAGAGAAUUUGGAUGGAGAGACCCGGAGCUGCCUGAAGUGAUUCAGAUGUUGCAGCACCAGUUUCCUUCGGUCCAGUCCAAUGCUGCAGCCUAUUUACAGCACCUCUGCUUUGGAGACAAUAAAAUUAAAGCCGAGAUACGGAGACAAGGAGGCAUCCAGCUCCUGGUGGACCUGUUGGAUCAUCGGAUGACAGAAGUCCACCGUAGUGCCUGUGGAGCCUUGAGAAACUUGGUGUAUGGGAAGGCCAACGAUGACAACAAAAUUGCUCUGAAAAACUGUGGUGGCAUCCCAGCGCUGGUGAGGUUACUCCGAAAGACCACCGACCUGGAGAUCCGGGAGCUGGUCACAGGAGUCCUUUGGAAUCUCUCGUCUUGUGAUGCUCUCAAAAUGCCAAUCAUCCAGGACACCCUGGCAGUGUUGACCAAUGCCGUGAUCAUCCCCCACUCGGGCUGGGAAAAUUCACCCCUUCAGGAUGACCGAAAAAUACAGCUGCAUUCCUCACAGGUGCUGCGAAAUGCCACUGGAUGCCUAAGGAAUGUUAGUUCAGCCGGCGAGGAGGCCCGCAGGAGGAUGCGGGAAUGUGAGGGCCUCACAGAUGCCCUGCUCUACGUCAUCCAGUCUGCGCUGGGGAGCAGUGAGAUCGAUAGCAAGACCGUUGAAAACUGUGUGUGCAUUUUAAGGAACCUCUCGUACCGGCUGGCCGCGGAAACGUCUCAGGGACAGCACAUGGGCACGGAUGAGCUGGACGGGCUGCUCUGUGGGGAGGCCAGUGGCAAAGACGCAGAGAGCUCCGGUUGCUGGGGAAAGAAGAAGAAGAAAAAGAAGUCCCAGGACCAGUGGGAUGGAGUAGGACCUCUUCCCGACUGUGCAGAACCACCAAAAGGGAUCCAGAUGCUGUGGCACCCAUCAAUAGUCAAACCCUACCUCACACUGCUCUCUGAGUGCUCAAAUGCAGACACGCUGGAAGGGGCGGCAGGCGCCCUGCAGAACUUGGCUGCAGGGAGCUGGAAGUGGUCAGUGUACAUCCGAGCCGCUGUCCGGAAAGAGAAAGGCCUGCCCAUCCUUGUGGAGCUGCUUCGAAUAGAUAACGACCGUGUGGUGUGCGCAGUAGCCACGGCGCUCCGGAACAUGGCCCUGGACGUCCGAAAUAAGGAGCUCAUCGGCAAAUAUGCCAUGCGGGACCUGGUCCACAGGCUUCCAGGCGGGAACAACAGCAACAAUGCAGCAAGCAAGGCCAUGUCGGAUGACACGGUGACAGCCGUCUGCUGCACCCUACAUGAAGUGAUCACCAAGAACAUGGAGAACGCCAAGGCCUUACGGGAUGCUGGGGGCAUCGAGAAGUUGGUUGGCAUCUCCAAAAGCAAAGGAGAUAAACAUUCUCCAAAAGUGGUCAAGGCCGCAUCUCAGGUUCUCAACAGCAUGUGGCAGUAUCGAGACCUGAGGAGUCUCUACAAAAAGGAUGGAUGGUCACAGUAUCACUUUGUAGCCUCAUCUUCAACCAUCGAGAGGGAUCGGCAAAGGCCCUACUCCUCCUCCCGCACGCCCUCCAUCUCCCCUGUGCGCGUGUCUCCCAACAACCGCUCAGCAAGUGCCCCAGCUUCACCUCGGGAAAUGAUCAGCCUCAAAGAAAGGAAAACAGACUAUGAGUCCACUGGCAGCAAUGCCACUUACCACGGGACUAAAGGAGAACACACUUCCAGGAAAGACACCAUGACAGCUCAAAAUACUGGAAUUUCAACUUUGUAUAGGAAUUCAUAUGGUGCGCCCACUGAAGACAUCAAACAUAACCAGGUUUCCGCACAGCCAGUCCCACAGGAGCCCAGCAGGAAAGAUUAUGAGACCUACCAGCCGUUUCAGAAUUCCACGCGAAACUACGACGAGUCCUUCUUCGAGGACCAGGUCCACCAUCGCCCUCCCGCCAGCGAGUACACCAUGCACCUGGGACUCAAGUCCACGGGCAACUACGUCGACUUCUACUCAGCUGCCCGUCCCUACAGUGAACUGAACUAUGAAACGAGCCACUACCCUGCCUCCCCUGACUCCUGGGUGUGA